Molecule: messenger RNA, 2311 nt
Organism: Daldinia loculata
Lineage: Eukaryota; Fungi; Ascomycota; Sordariomycetes; Xylariales; Hypoxylaceae
Product: Aldehyde/histidinol dehydrogenase
Exons: 2
Coding region: 605-2209 (534 amino acids)
Biological process (GO): GABA catabolic process
Molecular function (GO): succinate-semialdehyde dehydrogenase (NAD+) activity
Source: RefSeq, a predicted model, not a curated record
UGCAUCAUGUAAGAGAUGCGGGGGGAUGCAUGGGUUGCAUGCCGAGGGGUACCCAAAAGCUAGAGCAACAUGCUUUUCUCUCGUCUCGUAGGAAACGGCGUUCGUUCUAUAAGAGAUAGGUUUUAUUAGAUUAUCAUGAUUUAGCUUCACAUUCUUCCAGUCGAGGAUUAUUGAGAUAAUUAUAUAAGCUAUUGUGUAAGGUAAAAGCCGAUAUGAUUUUUAUAGACUCGGAUGGACCUGCUUAAAUAGGACUGUUAGCUAUUUUCAGCAACUGAUAUCAUCUUUAGUACAGCAAGAAUACCCCACAAUGAGUUCCCCUCAGCCCCUAGGACCGCCUAGGUACCGCCUAGGGAUUAGUGCCCCUCUAAAACGCCGAUGUCGUCAGUGUUAUCAAGUGGACGUCACUUUGAGCGUCUUAAAUCUAUCAGAUUUAGAAUUAUUUCGAUGAAUAAGCGUAAACAUCGGGAUAAUUAGGAUAUGAUACCCUGAUGACUUAUUACAAAUCGAUUGACUUCCCCUGAAGCUUCUCUAGUCUCUUUGUGUUGGCUUGGGAUUUAAUCAACUAAUAUCGCUCGUCCUCGAAGCAAUUCACACACCUCCUCUCAUGAUGAGUUUCCUAAGGAGUUUACAGAGGAGCGUAACGUCUCAAUCGCGACUUGCUGUGAGGUCGAGCUUUCAAAGAACAAAUCUUCCACUCAUAAUGACGCGGUUAGCUUCUAGUAGAGCACCAAAGCUCAACGAUCCCUCCCUCUUCAAGACUGAUGUCUGUUAUGUAAACGGAGAAUGGAUCAAGGCAGCGUCGGGUAAGACCUUUGAGGUCUAUGACCCAGCCACGGGAGACCUCAUUGGCACCUCUCCUGAGUUUACUGGCAAGGACACCGAGAAUGCCAUCGCUGCUGCUGCUGCGGCGUUCCCUAGUUUCCGAACGAAGACUGGUCGCGAGAAGGCUAAAUUACUACGCAAGUGGUACGACCUAGUAAUCGAAAACUCCGACGAUCUCGCAAAACUCAUCACGUGGGAGAACGGCAAGCCAUUUGCGGAUGCGAAGGGCGAGGUGACCUACGCUGCUAGUUUUUUCGAGUGGUUUAGUGAGGAAGCCCCUAGAAUAUACGGCGAUUCGAUACCGGCUACCGUACCAGGAAACAGAGUUGUGACCAUCAAGCAGCCCGUCGGCGUCUGCGGUUUAAUUACGCCAUGGAACUUCCCCGCUGCUAUGGUCACCCGCAAACUCGGCCCUGCUCUAGCGGCUGGCUGCACAGUCGUUGUUAAGACGCCUGGAGAGACCCCAUUUACCGCCCUCGCCUUGGCCGAGUUAGCACACAGAGCUGGAAUUCCGAAAGGUGUCGUUAACUUCGUGACAACCUUAAAGAACACACCUGAGGUCGGAGAGACGCUGGCGACUCAUCCUACCGUACGGAAGGUAUCUUUUACAGGAUCGACGGCCGUAGGAAGGCUCCUCAUGAAGCAGGCUUCCCCAACCUUGAAGAUCCUGUCUAUGGAACUGGGAGGUAACGCACCAUUCAUCGUGUUUGACGAUGCCGACGUCGACGCGGCUGUCGCAGGUGCUAUCACCUCCAAAUUCCGCUCGUCCGGCCAAACUUGCGUGUGCGCCAACAGGAUAUACGUCCAAAAGGGUAUUUACGAUGAGUUUGCAAAGAAGUUUGCGGAGAAGGUUAGGGAAUUCAAGGUUGGCAAUGGGUUUGACGAAGGCAUCACCCACGGACCUCUGAUCCACGACCGAGCUAUCUCGAAAGUAGAGGCUCACAUUAAAGAUGCCGAGAAAAAGGGAGGUAAGGUGGUUGUUGGCGGGCAGAAACUGCCGGACCUGGGAGCUAAUUUCUACCAACCUACCGUCAUCACGGGCAUGACCAAGGAUAUGGAUAUCGCAGGUGAGGAGACCUUUGGACCUGUGGCGGGAUUAUUCCCAUUCGCUACGGAGCAAGAAGUAGUAGAUCUAGCAAACUCUGCCGAGGUCGGUCUGGCAGGCUAUUUCUUCUCGCGAGACCUGGAGCGGAUCACAAGAGUGGCUGAAGCGCUGGAAGUAGGAAUGGUUGGCGUCAACACGGGUCUAAUUUCGGACACUGCCUCGCCGUUUGGCGGCGUGAAACAAUCUGGAUUCGGCAGGGAAGGAUCCAAGUAUGGUAUUGACGAAUACUUGAACAUCAAGACGAUAACGUGGGGAGGCAUGAAUAAGCCGCUGCAAAGUUGAAUGUCUAUUACGAUGUAAUCUAUAAUACUAGCGUUGACGGUUAGAAAAAGGAAAUGGAAAGUCUUUAUCAGAUGAACUCGAAUAAAAUUAAAUUAGAUCGAG